Ectocarpus siliculosus is the source of this 255-nucleotide messenger RNA. The record is from the annotation of a GenBank genome assembly. Lineage: Eukaryota; Phaeophyceae; Ectocarpales; Ectocarpaceae.
AUGAGAGCUUCGCACAUCCUCGUCAAGCACCAGGGCUCCCGACGGACGGCUAGCUGGAAGGACGUCGACGGCGUUGUGAUCAAGACCCGGACCAAGGCCGAGGCGAUCAACAUGCUCAUGGACCUUAGGGCCAAGAUCUCGACCCAGGAAGACUUCGCUGAGAUAGCGCAGGAGCACUCCGACUGUGGCAGCGCCCGAGCCGGAGGCGACCUCGGGGAAUUCGGCGACGGCCAGAUGAUGCAGGUCGGGGGCUGA